CGUCCAAAGAGGAUCUCCUCAGAGCAAAGAUCUUCCAACUAUGUAGAAUUAAGUUUUGUCAUUUAACAACCAGUGUUUGCAACUAUUUACUGUAUACUUGAAAUCCCUGCUCAUAUUUGAAAGUUCCACAUCUCUAUUGUGUCGUAGGAGACACUGGCUAUUGUUCGAUCUUCCUGUUUUUUAUAUAUUUUUUAUUUUUGAUUGCAUUAGCCCUGAGGGAUGAUAAAAACCUCUUUUAGCUGCGCAGUCGGGCUUACAACUCCUCUCAGUUGGCCUCUAAUGAUAACACACACACGCACGCACAACUGGAGAAGCAGGGGAUUGCCUUUAUUUGGUGCCAGCCUGGGUCAUGUGACCACAAAAUGGUGGAAGCUGUGAGCAGUUUGCAAGCUGAGCAUCUCUACCAAGAGCCUGGGAGGAAAAUAAAGACAAAAAGGGAGAUACAGCUGAAAUCCAUGCUCUGAGACAGAGAAGGACAGAGAUUCCUGUGCCCCAGUAGUGGUCCCACUGGGUGAUGAGGGUAUGGACCUGGCAUCUCACAGUAAGAUGAGCUCAGAGGUGGCCGAGGGCAGACCAGCCCCUCCCAACUCGCUGCCCCUGCAGGGCACGCCGGGUGGCCCCUCCCAAAGGAAGAAGCUCUCCGCCCCGCGUAUCAGCCUUUCACUGGACCAGAGUGAAGACGACGCCCUAGAGACACCCGAUGACCUGGACAUUAACGUGGACGACCUGGAUACGCCUGACGACACAGACUAUCUGGACUACACCGACAAUGAGCUGGACUGGGAGGAACCCCCGACAGCCAAUCGCAACACAUCAAAAGAGCCGUGCGAGCCGAUUCCUACGUGCAGUGCAGCGGAGGAGCGUCAGGAUGCGAAGCUGUGGAGGGCCGUGGUCAUCGGAGAGCAGGAACACCGCAUCAACAUGAAGAUCAUCGAGCCCUACCAGAGAGUUAUAUCACAUGGAGGGUACUAUGGAAAUGGAGUGAACGCCAUAAUAGUGUUUGCAGCGUGUUUCCUCCCAGACAGUGACAGUGAGGACUACCAUGAAGUCAUGGAGAACCUCUUCCUGUAUGUGAUCAGCACGUUGGAGCUGAUGGUGGCAGAGGACUAUAUGAUUGUCUAUUUGAACGGAGCCACGCCCCACAGGAGGAUGCCUGGAAUGGGCUGGCUCAAGAAGUGCUACCAGAUGAUUGACAGGAGGCUCAGGAAGAAUUUGAAAUCUUUCAUCAUUGUCCACCCGUCCUGGUUUAUACGGACCAUCCUAGCCAUCACCAGGCCCUUCAUAAGCACCAAGUUCAGCAAUAAGAUAAAGUACGUGAACAGCCUGGCUGAGCUGCAGGAACUCAUCCCCAUGGAGUAUGUCCACAUCCCAGAGUGCAUCAUUAGCCUUGACGAGGAGCUGAAGGAAGCGGCGCUGAGCUCGACUGUGAGCAGCUUCCUCCAGGGACCUGAGCCGGCGUCUGGGAGACCAGAGUCAAGCCGAUAAAACCAACACGAACAGCUCCUAGACAAAGUGGUGUUCAACACCACUGGAAAUGGAUGGUUGUGGCUUCGCUUCAAAAUGGAAUUUCACAUUGUUUUAGAACUCCUGAAUGUUUCGUACACUAGAAACAGUAAGACUGAUGUACUAUUCCUGUGUGUUUGUCAGACACGGAGACGACUAUGAAAACAGUCCAUAAUCCCUGUUAGCACUCAGACGCAGUAUCCUAUAACAUCACCAUAACAUUAAUCUACAACACCAUUGACAGACUUUAGAUUAGCACCAGGGGUUUCUUAAUCCUGGUCUUUGGGACCCACAGGGGUGCACUGUUUUGUUUCUUCCCAGCACUAACACCUGAUAGCACACCAAGGUUUUGAUGAUUAGUUGAAUAAUCAGGUGUGUGUGCUGGGUUGUAACAGAAUUUGCACACAAGUGGGUUGCCCAGGAACAGUACUAAGAUGCUUGACACUGUAAAUCCACAUACAUGAUAGUUUGUUAAGGACAGAAUAACCAAUGGUCUCUCACAGUACAGUACAUACUUCCAUUCUUAGCAUCAAAGUUAAUGUUGUACUUUGGUAAUAAUGCAUGAGCAGCAGUGAAGCAAUAAUAUAUCAUCCUUUAAAGGUAGACUCAGUGGACUGAUGUGGCCACGAGCAGCACCGCAGAUAUUGAAAGGAGCGAGAUGCAAGACUUGACUUUCACAGUAUCUGUGCAGGUGCACGCUUCACGGUGUCCACAGCAUGGUAGCCACAGCCACAGGACCAAAACAGCGGGGAAGUUUGAGUUUCAUGCUUCAUUGCUCUUAGUUCUUGCGGAAAUUGACCCACGAUGCUGUUGACUUUCUGCAUCUAAAUCACAUCGCUGAGUCUACCUUUAAUGUUAGUCCAUCUGGGAUUUAGACAAGUCAUUAUGUCCUUGAGACAACAGCACAUCAACGAUGGUAUGUCAAAAUCAAUCUGACGUAUCGAUGGCAUGAUAAAACCUAGUCCCCUUAGGAAAUGACCAAGUUACACGUCUCAAUCUUUUUUGUUGUUGAUCUUAUUACUCUGGAUCUUGAUGAAAGUGUUUUACCACUAAAAUCUCUAGAUGUUUUCACGUUGAAUUAAUCUGAAAUACAGAGGAUGCCGUGUGUAACCAUAGAAAUAUAUUUCUGUGUGUAACCAUGUGGUAAUGUGUGAAAACAAGCUGUCAGUAAAUUGUGAGAGCAUGUCCUUUCAGAUACCUGUCCUAUAAGUCGAGCGUGCCGUGUGUGUGUGUGUUGUGUCUGUGUGUUUCCGUCAGACUUUCUACAUAUUCACCGUCUAGGGCUCGUGCUGCACCAAACAGGAUAUGACCUCAGAGUGGGACAGAGAGAGCAGCAUGGGUCGCUGUAAAGCACAAUUUCGCAUCCCACGUGUGGGUGUAUGCGUGUGUGUCAAUGCAUGUUUCCUCAGAAUGAUGACCUUCAACAGUGUGUGUAAUAUGAUGGAACACGAAAUCAAUAAAUUGUUUUACGCUGAGCAA
Messenger RNA from Oncorhynchus keta (chum salmon), 2982 nucleotides. Its product is annotated as protein prune homolog 2-like. The transcript has 12 exons. Gene Ontology annotation, cellular component: cytoplasm. Bases 523 to 1485 code for a protein of 320 amino acids. Lineage: Eukaryota; Metazoa; Chordata; Actinopteri; Salmoniformes; Salmonidae. Gene Ontology annotation, biological process: apoptotic process. The record is from RefSeq and is a predicted model, not a curated record.